This is a messenger RNA of Haliotis rufescens (red abalone), 1374 nucleotides long. RefSeq names its product peptidyl-prolyl cis-trans isomerase-like 1. Lineage: Eukaryota; Metazoa; Mollusca; Gastropoda; Lepetellida; Haliotidae. The transcript has 4 exons. Gene Ontology annotation, cellular component: catalytic step 2 spliceosome. The record is from RefSeq and is a predicted model, not a curated record. Gene Ontology annotation, molecular function: peptidyl-prolyl cis-trans isomerase activity. Gene Ontology annotation, biological process: protein peptidyl-prolyl isomerization. The coding region runs from base 82 to 600 and encodes 172 amino acids.
UUGAUAUUCAAACAAAGACCCAUCACUUAUCAUGAUAUUUAUUCGAAACUAAACAGACGGAAAAUAUAUCGGAGAAGGAAAAUGGCGGUAACCACAGCCUCGGGAAUACCAUCGAAAUCAUGGCAACCUGCACAGUGUACUCUGGAAACAACGAUGGGGACCAUCAUAGUGGAGCUGUACUGGAAACAUGCACCAAACACUUGCAGGAACUUUGCAGAGCUGUGUAGACGUGGGUACUAUAAUGGCAUCAAGUUCCAUCGAAUCAUCCCAAAUUUCAUGAUACAAGGAGGUGAUCCCACAGGCACAGGCAGAGGUGGGGCGUCCAUAUAUGGAAAAUUCUUUGAAGAUGAAAUAUCUGAUGAGCUUAAACAUGCAGGAGCUGGUAUAUUAUCCAUGGCAAACAGUGGUCCAGAUUCUAACGGGAGUCAGUUCUUCAUUUCCUUGGCUCCAACACAGUGGCUGGAUGGAAAACAUGCUGUGUUUGGUCGAGUGUCUGGUGGCAUGCAGGUUGUUCACAGGGUUGGCAUGGUGGAAACUGAUGAAAAUGACAGACCAUUAGAUGACAUUAAGAUUGUGAAAGCUUCUAUCACACCUUCGUAAUAAUAAUGUGUCUGCAAUCAAACUGGAUGAUGGGACUGCGAGACCUUGGUGAUUUUUAAGAAUACUCUCCGCCACACAGUGUUUUAGCAAGUCAUCUGUUCUACCAAGUAUGCGUUAUGAGGUAUCCAGCUGAUGACUGUCAAUCUCUUACAGCAUUGAUGUGGCACAGUGGUGAGAGUGUUUGCUUGAGCCAGACUAGAUCCAGGUUUUAUUCUCAUAAUGAGUAAGGUCUGUGACAGAUAUGGGCAGGUUACACCACCUCAUCACGCUAUUCUGUUCGGCAUGUUUUAACAGGAAUAAGCUCUAUAGUUUAAGAUUGACAUAAACAUGUAACAGCUGUGAGCACCACUCAAGCAUUUGACAAUGAGCAGAGAUCACUGAUUUUUGUAUGACCUGAGUAAAAACCUCAAAAUAAUUCUACUUAACAUCAAUUUGUAUAUGCCGCUGUGUACUGGAAAUGGUAAGUGGAAUUUUAGAUAUAGCUUUAAAGAAAAGGUUCAUCAGGGAAGUAUGGACUUGAAAUGGUUUGCAUUGUUUCUAAGUGGCACCUUCUCUCACUACUGUUUAAUCAUGUUUAUAAAGGUCAAUAUGUGACAUACUUAAAUCUGUGAAGUAUCAGAGAGCUUUUUCGAGAGUGUUAAUGCAUGUUUUAUGGCAUCAUCAUUUCAAGGUCUGUUCAAACAUUUGUCAUCUAAUGUAUCAGGAUCAUGCCAUGAAUCAAAUGUCAUGUUUUAGUUCAUUUCAGAAACUGAAAAUAUAUUUUGUAAAUAAACA